Molecule: messenger RNA, 1509 nt
Organism: Micromonas commoda
Lineage: Eukaryota; Viridiplantae; Chlorophyta; Mamiellophyceae; Mamiellales; Mamiellaceae
Gene: CTPA
Product: photosystem II D1 protease
Exons: 1
Coding region: 1-1509 (502 amino acids)
Biological process (GO): proteolysis
Molecular function (GO): endopeptidase activity; protein binding; serine-type peptidase activity
Source: RefSeq, a predicted model, not a curated record
AUGCAUCGCGCCGCCUCUGCGCCUGUCGUGCUCCCCGCGGGGAUGCGCGCGCGGGCCCUUCCCUGUCGCGCGCGGGUCGCGGCGCGCGCAUCGCGACCCGCGAGGAAAAGCCUCGGGACCGCCCAUCGCGGGCGCGUCCUCGAAACCACCGACGGCGACGCCGAGGCGUUCGAAGACCUCAUCGGCGCGUCCGAAGCUCGCGACGCGGACGCGCGCCGGGACGCUCUGUCCUCCCGCCUGUUCGCGCGCGCGCGGCGCGGCGCGGCGGCGGCGGCGGCGGCGGCGGCGGUGGCGGCGUGCGCGGGCGGUUUCGCGGCACCCCCGGCGGACGCCAUCACCGCCAACAACCUGCUGUUUUUGGAGGCGUGGCGCGCGGUGGACAAGGCGUACGUGGACAAGACGUUCAACGGCGUUUCGUGGUUCAAGUACCGCGAGGAGACGGUGAAGCGCACGCCCAUGGACUCCAUCGACCAGACCUACGACGCGAUCCGCGCGAUGCUCGCCAAGCUGGACGACCCGUUCACGCGAUUCCUCGAGCCGGAGAAGUACGCGUCGCUCUCGGAGAGCACCAUGAGCGCCAACAUCACCGGCGUCGGCGUGGAGAUGGCGUACGGCGAGAGCGACGCGGAGAUCGUGGUGGUCGCUCCGACACCGGGCGGGCCCGCGGACGAGGCGGGGGUGCGACCCGCGGACAGGAUCACCGCCGUGGACGGCCGACCCGUCGCGGGCCUCUCCCUGUACGAAGUCGCCGACGCGUUGCAGGGCCCGGCGUCGUCCGAGGUGGACGUCUCGCUCCGGCGCGGCGGCGAGGACGUCGCGGUUCGGAUCACGCGGCGGAGUUACGCGCUGGUGCCCGUGCGCGCGCAGCUCUGUUCCCCCGCGGCGGGCACCGGGACGAAGAUGGAGUACGUUCGGCUGACGACGUUCAACCAGCUCUCGGGCGCGAAAGUCGCGGAGGCGGUGAGAAGCGGUCUCGAGAACGGCGCCGACGCGUUCGUGCUGGAUCUGCGGUCCAACUCGGGCGGGUUGUUCCCGGGCGCGCUGGAGAUUGCGAACACGUUCAUGCGCAGGGGUGCCGGCAUCGUUUUGAUCGCCGACUCGGACGGCGUGAGGGACGUGUUCGAGACGGAUGGGGUCAAGACGCUCGCGCCGGAUGCGCCGCUGACGCUGCUGGUGGACAAGGGAACGGCGAGCGCGUCGGAGGUGCUCGCGGGGGCGCUGAGGGACAACAAGCGCGCCGCCAUCCUCGGCGACACCGCGACGUUCGGCAAGGGGCUCAUUCAGACCGUCGUGCCCCUCACCGACGGGAGCGCGGUGUCCGUGACGGUGGCGCGGUACCAGACCCCGUCUGGCGCGGACAUCAACAAGGUGGGGAUUCGCCCAGACGCGCCGUUGCCCGUGGUGAGUGGAGCUGACGGGCAGGAGUCCGCGUUGCCGACCGAGCCGGGGGCGUUUUGCGCCGUCGUCGCCGCGGACGAGGGCGUCGCGAAAGCGCUGUUUCCGCGAUGA